This is a messenger RNA of Juglans microcarpa x Juglans regia, 912 nucleotides long. RefSeq names its product phosphopantothenoylcysteine decarboxylase subunit VHS3-like. The record is from RefSeq and is a predicted model, not a curated record. The transcript has 3 exons. Lineage: Eukaryota; Viridiplantae; Streptophyta; Magnoliopsida; Fagales; Juglandaceae. Bases 177 to 722 code for a protein of 181 amino acids.
CAAGUCUAAGCGGCAAAGCGGUCAAUGAAAUGUCCCAUCUUCAAAACCCUAAUUUUUAACCCCCCUCAAUUUCUAAAACCCUGGAACCUCUCCCUAUAAGGAAAUUUCUACGCUUCGAAUACCUUCUCUCCCAAUUAGGGUUUUUUGGUCUGUCUAGGAUCUAGUCUGCUCGGGAGAUGGAUAUGGAUACUUUUCGCUCGAACGCCGUUGCUCUGGAGUGUUUUCUUUGCUCUGUGAUGGAGGCUGUGGUGGUUGAGACUGCCAUUGUCGCUGCCAUUGUCGCUGCCAAGUCUCUUCCUUUCUCUCUCUCGAUGAUGGGACUUUCGCCAAUUGGAAUGGAUAUUUUGCACAAAGAGCCAGACUCAUCUGGAGGGUUUCCAUUGUCUGAGCUGCAUGCAGUGAAAAAACCUGGUCCCGAGAACAAAGAUGCCAGUGAAACAGAGGAUGAUGAAGAUGAGGAGGAGGAUGAUGAUGCGGCAGAUGAUGAGGACGUUGAUGGAGGCAAUGAUGAUGAUGCACAUAAUGAUGGUGGUGAGGGUGAUGGGGAUCCCGAAGAUGAGCCUGAAGCAAAUGGUGAUGGUGGAAGUGAUGAUGAUGAUGAGGAUGAUGAUGAUGAUGAUGAUGAUGAUGGGGAGGAGGAAGAAGAAGAUGAUGACGAAGAAGAGGAUGAGGAGGAAGAUGAGGAAGAGACACCUCAGCCACCUGCGAAGAAGAGGAAAUGAAAGUUUGAUUUUUGUAUCUUUGUUCCUUUAUGUUUUGGCCACCUUUAGUUGGGUUGCAGGGGAAUGUUGCGAUAGUAGAACUCGAGCGUGGAAGGUUAAGGUUGCCUCUUCAACAUAGACGGGAGAAUUAAUAUGUAGCACUUGAUCAACUUUAUUAUUUUAUAUUUCCACUGCUCUAUUAUGUAGUUUA